Castor canadensis (American beaver) is the source of this 801-nucleotide messenger RNA. The record is from RefSeq and is a predicted model, not a curated record. NCBI's taxonomy places the organism in Eukaryota, Metazoa, Chordata, Mammalia, Rodentia, Castoridae.
GGGCUGUGGGGUCACCUUGUCCUCCUCUCUCCUGGCACCCCAAGUCGUCUGCAUUGUGUGUCAUGCAGUGGGAGAGCGCCUUGGCCUGGACCUCAAGCCACCCACGUUCUAAUCCCGCCUCUAUCAGGUCCUAGAGCUGUGGCCUCAGAUCACUCCCCGGUGCCACGGCAGCUGAGUGCGCCUCAAACCUGAAGAAAAUCUACACAGUGCAGACAGUGCAGAUCUUCUGGAGUGUGUACAAUAAUAUCCCUCCUGUGACCAGCCUGCCUUUGAGAUGUAGUUAUCAUUUAAUGAGAGGAGAGAGGCGACCACUUUGGGAAGAGGAGAGUAAUGCAAAGGGUGGUGUGUGGAAGAUGAAAGUUCCCAAGGACAGCACACCCACAGUUUGGAAAGAGUUGCUAUUAGCCACCAUCGGGGAGCAGUUCACAGACUGCGCAGCAGCAGAUGAUGAAGUAAUAGGAGUUAGUGUCAGUGUUCGGGACCGAGAAGAUGUCAUUCAAGUCUGGAAUGUAAAUGCCUCUUUAGUUGGUGAAGCGACCGUGUUGGAAAAGAUCUAUAAACUUCUGCCCCACAUACCUUUUAAAGCAGUGUUUUAUAAACCCCAUGAAGAGCAUCAUGCUUUUGAAGGUGGACGUGGAAAACAGUAAUUGCACUCUGUAAAGAAUUCUUUGUCCUUUGCUGAUUGGUUUUGGAACCGGUCUUAACAGCAGGGAGAGUGAAGAGAAGACAUGCGGAAGCCCGAUGCUGCUCAAUUUAGAGUGGGUUCUGUCCCUGCGGGCUGGGCGCUUAGGAUCAAAGUGG